Cyprinus carpio (common carp) is the source of this 1381-nucleotide messenger RNA. Its product is annotated as transcription factor MafG-like. Lineage: Eukaryota; Metazoa; Chordata; Actinopteri; Cypriniformes; Cyprinidae. Gene Ontology annotation, molecular function: RNA polymerase II cis-regulatory region sequence-specific DNA binding; DNA-binding transcription factor activity, RNA polymerase II-specific. The coding region runs from base 519 to 1295 and encodes 258 amino acids. Gene Ontology annotation, biological process: regulation of transcription by RNA polymerase II; regulation of epidermal cell differentiation. Gene Ontology annotation, cellular component: nucleus. The record is from RefSeq and is a predicted model, not a curated record. The transcript has 4 exons.
ACUCUUCCUCGCUUUUGCUUUACGCGACACAUUUACACCACUAGUAAAACUGUACCGUGGUAUCAGGUGGUACUGUUGGAGUACCAUGGUAUUGUGUGAUGGUAUUUACAUGCCAGCAUCAUUUUGGGCAUUUGUCUCGUUCCGAAUCGAGCCAACGUGCUCCCUAGAUAGGGAACACACUAGGUUUUGAGUCAAUAAAACACAUUUUUGCUAUAGAAAGCAUAGCUAUACUUGAUAUAAAUAUGCCUCACGGAAUAUAAUGUUUGUGUUCACGUAUUUUUGUGUGUGUGUGUUUGUCGAAAGUAGUUUUAUUCAGCAUUGUAUCGCUUUAUCUGUGUAACUGACAGUUGACGGUUGGAAUCCGUUCCCGCGCGAGCGCUCCGAAUCACCAAAUCGGCGCGAUUUCAAAUCAGCGCCGCGCGAAUCAUCACAUCAGCGGCUUUUAACGAGGGUACCGGGGGAUGCUGAUUCAUCAAUCGCUGAUAUUUGCUUGACGUGAGCCCGUGCACCGGGGCGUCAUGGCAACACGGCACAUCGGAGCGCGCGGAACCGGGCAGCUUUCGAGGCACGGAGAGCGUUCAGACGGACGGCUUUGUUACACAGACACGAAUAACAGCGAUCUGUGUGGCUUGGCAGCGGUUCCUCGUGGCAUGACGACCACUAACAAAGGAAACAAGGCCUUAAAGAAGAACACAAAAGAAGAUAUUAUGAAGAAUGUUGAAAACGGAACGGUUUUGGCUCCCAUUGACUUACAUUAUAUGGACAAAAAAUGCAACGGAAGUCAAUGGAAACCAAAACUGUUUGACAACAUGAGGGUGAAGAGGGAGCCCGGCGAGAACGGGACGAGCCUGACGGACGAUGAGCUGGUGUCCAUGUCGGUCCGCGAGCUCAACCAGCACCUGCGCGGCCUGACCAAAGAAGAGAUCCUUCAGCUGAAGCAGCGCCGGCGGACGCUGAAGAACCGGGGCUAUGCCGCCAGCUGCCGCGUCAAGCGCGUCACGCAGAAGGAGGAGCUGGAGAAGCAGAAGGCGGAGCUACAGCAGGAAGUGGAGAAGCUGGCUUCAGAGAACGCCAGCAUGAAAGUGGAGCUGGAUGCGCUGCGCUCCAAAUACGAGGCUCUGCAGAGCUUCGCCAGAACUGUGGCCCGGGGGCCCGUGGUCCCGGUUUGUAACGCGGCCGUCCCCGUCUCCCCCCGAGGGCCCUUGUCCUCCGUCAUCGGGCCCCUCAUUCCCGGGAAGGUGGGAGCCACCAGUGUUAUCACGAUAGUUAAAUCGAAAACCGACGCGAGGUCUUAGUAGCGCACAGAGAGCAAAGGGUUGGUCAGUGCAUGAGGGUUUAGGUGCGGGACGCUCUGUUUCACAGCAGACUGAUGGAAAAACCC